AUGUCAAUCCUGACCCUGAAGAAAUGUCGUCCAAAGCCCGUCUACGUCUCUGUCCGAAGUUUCAAGAAUUACAACCCAGAGGCCUUUUGUGAGGACAUAUCUAAUGCUCCAUGGUCCGUCAUUAACAAUUUUGACGAUAUCAAUGACAGUUUGAAUGCUUUUGAUGUGUUAUUUAAUGGGAUUCUUGAUCAACAUGCACCAGUCAGAAAAGUUAAAGUGAGAGUUCGUCCAAAUCCCUUUGUUACAGAAGAGAUUCGAAAGCUGAUGAGAACAAGAGAUUGUUGGAGAAAAAUAGCUCGGAAAACUGGUGAUCCUGCUGCGUGGUUUACUUACACGGACUACAAACGGGAUGUUAAACGGAAAUUACGUCAAGCACAAAGAUCGUAUGUAGAGCAGGAAAUAAAGAAGAACCCAAAGGACACAGGCAAUAUGUGGAAAGUGAUUCGAACAUGUAUUCCCAAGAAAACUACUGGAAAGAAGUCCUUCAGUAAUGAUAAAUCUGUUGCAAAUAACUUUAACGAAUUUUUUACAGCUGUCGGUUCAAACACUGUCAUGAAAAUUAAGUCACUUGCUAAAGAAAAUAAUUACACUUCCUCCCAAUUACCAUUUGUCCCAGCCAGUUACACCGAGUUGGAUCAGUUUACCUUUGAACCUGUGGAAUGUUCCUUAGUAGAAUAUAUUGUGAAGUCAAUGCCUGAUCACAAGGCACCAGGAAUAGAUAAAGUACCUAUUCGCGUUAUCAGGGACUGUCUUCCCGUUAUUGCACCAUGGAUUACCUCCGUCAUAAACAAAUCGUUAGUCAACAAUAUUUUUCCAAGUGCUUGCUUGGAAAAUUGCUGA
Molecule: messenger RNA, 840 nt
Organism: Paramuricea clavata
Lineage: Eukaryota; Metazoa; Cnidaria; Anthozoa; Malacalcyonacea; Plexauridae
Source: the annotation of a GenBank genome assembly